Molecule: messenger RNA, 789 nt
Organism: Fusarium venenatum
Lineage: Eukaryota; Fungi; Ascomycota; Sordariomycetes; Hypocreales; Nectriaceae
Molecular function (GO): metalloendopeptidase activity
Source: RefSeq, a predicted model, not a curated record
AUGUUGCAAUCGGCUCUCCUUCUUCUUUCCACCGGGCUACUCGCUCUGGCCUCGCCGACUCCUCGAGCUUCCAAGUCCUUUGCCAAGUUCCUGGACAAGCGUGACCCUCCAAUCAUCGACGGUGCCUUCUCAGACCAAGAAAAAAAGCAAGCUAGCGAGGGGGCUCGUGAUGCACUUCAGCUGGCGUACUAUGCCUUGACUCCAAGUUCUAUCUCCGAUGAGAUCUUUGCAAAGUGGUUUCAUCCUGACGAUAGAGAUACUGUUAACAAGGUGUUUGAUGCAAUUCUGGGAGAUGACCAUGAAGAUGGAAAGGGUAAUCCACUUCUUGGAAAGCUCAGGAUUAUGCCCGACUACCAGGAUCCCGAUGACGGUGAAUUUUCCUGCGACGGCGAUACCCAAGCCGAAACCAGAGACGCAGGUGGUGAAAACCCUGAGAUCAUCAUGUGUCCCAAAGGUUUCGAGAGCGGUGGAAUCGGCAAGGGCUACGACGGCGUAAACCCAGUUCGGUGCGAAAAGUUCGAUGCUCGUGUAUCAUCUAAGAUGGAGAGUCUUGGAUCCAUUCUCAUCCACGAGUAUACCCACUAUGAUAAUCUGGUCAAGGGUAUUCUUCCGAAACUGGGGACUGAUGACCAUGCUUAUGGUCCUUAUGAUAGUCAGCAGUUGAGCCGGGAGGAUAAGUUGGAUAAUGCGGAUAAUUAUUCGUGGUUUGCUAAUGAGUUGCAUUGGAGUAUUAUUUGUGGAAAGAGUUUUGAUGCGCCUACUACGGCAGAUUCGAAGCGAAAGGCUUAG